This is a messenger RNA of Drosophila innubila, 2142 nucleotides long. RefSeq lists its product as uncharacterized. Gene Ontology annotation, molecular function: monocarboxylic acid transmembrane transporter activity. The record is from RefSeq and is a predicted model, not a curated record. Bases 30 to 2042 code for a protein of 670 amino acids. Lineage: Eukaryota; Metazoa; Arthropoda; Insecta; Diptera; Drosophilidae. The transcript has 5 exons.
UAAACGGGUUUUGGUUUGGUAAAUGAUGAAUGCUAACGGCCAGACAACGCGCCUCACACAAAAACCAGCGUACAGAAAUUUCAAACGUAAAGCAAACGAAACGGAUUCGGAUCAUCCCAAGAGAGAACGCAUCACAAUUAAAACAAUUAAAGGGACAAGAAGUGGACACGACGGGUAUGACGACAAUGCCAAUGGCAACAGUGGCAUCGGUAUCAGUAUCGGUAACUGGAACCCCUGUGCGUCGCGCCGCUGCCCGCGCCACAGCCGGUGUGCAACGACGUCGUGUGGUCAAGAAGCACAUACAACAAAAGUACAUGCUCUGCGGCUUUGCCAUACACGCCUUUCUAGCAACACCCGCGUAUUUGUACGGCAAUGUUGUGGAGUCGGACAAGGAUCUGGUGCUACGCAUUUGGCCAGCGAUCGUUUAUCAGGCCACUGGCGAACUUUGUCGCUCCAUUAUGGAGCAUCUGGACACAGAGUACAGCGGACGUGCUCGGGAAACGACUCAAUAUAGACGCACCUUCCUGCUAGCCACAUUGAUUGCCUGCCUCUCGCUAAUGAUCAGUGGCAUAUUGUUCUCAUCCGCCUGGGUGGUUGUUACCACCACAACGCAGAUAGUGGCCAUUGUAUUUUACGGCUUCUUUGCGGGUAUUGGCUCCAGUCUGUAUCUGUGGAAAACACAUGUUAUUUUGGAGGCAGUGCGUCCGCGUGAAGAUAAAUACGUAUGCAAAACAAUCCAUCUAUGCGGUGAGGCCUUCUGUCAGUUAUUCCUUUCCUUCGUUUUCACCAGUCUACGAACACUUUACGGCACGGCGCAGUCCAUUGAGCUGAUGUCGGCACUCCUAGUAAAUCUCAUACCAUUAAGCCUGAUCAUCACCAAACAUCGAGAGGAUGCAUUUACCACCAAGCGUAUAUCGGUGAUUAAAGCUGAGACCGGUUUUGGAGCAUUGCCCUUGCGUGGUGCUCUGGCUGCCAACUUUGUUGCCGAUCAGUUGGAUGGUCUGGAUACACUGGCAAUGUCCUGGCGUAAUCCGGCCACAGAACUAAGCAGCACAUCUGGCACAGCUGUAGCUGCGGCUGCUGCCGUCGUGGACACGCACAGCAAUUAUAUGCUGGCCACGGAUGAGGCAUAUGUCACCUAUGUGAAUCCAAAUGGCGUUGAGAUUAUGGAGAUUAUACCCGAAGAGGAUGAAACGGUGUCCAUGAUGCGAUCCAGCACUGCAACCAUUGACAAUUAUGGCAUAUCGCAAUCUCAAUUGCUGCACAAGUCACAUUCAAAUGGUCGACUCUAUCCGCAGAAUCCGCUGAAUCCCACCGGUACCGGUACUGGUACUGGCACCGGCACCGGUAGCUCCUCUUCCCUUCCAGAGGCACAUGCGAAUCUGCAUCGCAUACGUCGCAUGUCGCGGGCGGUCACAUCGCAUUUGUGGUGGAAUCUGCUGGACAAGAUUGCGAUGCCUUUGCAGCAUGCAAUGUUGGUGCCGCAGCUGUAUGCCACCACGCUCCUGAUCUCCGCGGACAUCUUUAGCUAUGUGAUGUGCUUGACUGUACUGCCAGGAUUGGCUGUGAGCCAUCAUGCGCUAAAGAACGCUGAAAUACCAUUUCUAUUCUCGCUGCUCGCUUUCCCAUGGAUGUGCUUCUCGCUGAUGACGCCGCGCUUCGGUUCAAGCCUUUAUAAGCGCAAACUGCAAUGGUACACGUUGGGCAGCAUCUGCAAGUGCCUGGCGCUCAUUUUUAUUAGCUUCUCCACAUCCAAGCUGCUGCUGAGCGUGUCGGCUGUGCUCUUGGGAUUUGGCCAGGUGGUCACCGCAUUUCUUCAGGAGAUGGUCCUUCAGUUGGGCAUGACCCGUGCUAAUUGGACGGCCAUUCGUCGGCCCGUCCACUUCACAAAUGGCCUACUGAUUCUUAUUUGGGGCGCCCUCGCACACUGGGUCGUUGUCCACUAUUCGUUUCAGGCAACUGUUGGCCUAGCGGGCGCCUUGUAUGGCUCCACAACAUUGCUGUGGAAUUUUUUGGUUUUCUGUUGUCAGAGCAAGGAUUAAAAACGGUGUGUAAAACUUAUGAGCGCAGCUUGUGUUUAAAUUAAGCAUCCAGAAUUAUCAAAUAAUAAACACAUACACUACUAUGUAAUCUCCAUCUAGA